Folsomia candida is the source of this 722-nucleotide messenger RNA. RefSeq names its product NHP2-like protein 1 (gene hoip). Gene Ontology annotation, cellular component: nucleolus; precatalytic spliceosome; U4/U6 x U5 tri-snRNP complex. The record is from RefSeq and is a predicted model, not a curated record. NCBI's taxonomy places the organism in Eukaryota, Metazoa, Arthropoda, Collembola, Entomobryomorpha, Isotomidae. The transcript is spliced from 4 exons. The coding region runs from base 243 to 632 and encodes 129 amino acids. Gene Ontology annotation, molecular function: RNA binding. Gene Ontology annotation, biological process: ribosome biogenesis; mRNA splicing, via spliceosome; maturation of SSU-rRNA.
AGCCACAUGUUUCUAUCGUUCGGCGUUGUUGUCUCCGGUGUUGGUUCUGUUUGUUUCCAAUUGCUACAUCAUAUAUUUCAGCAAUUUCAUAAAUAAAAAUAUUCGUGCUAACUUUUAAAUAUCUUCAGAUAUUACAAGUUUUUGUGCAGUCAAGAUUUCCUCAGUGAAGCUUGUGCCGAGAGGGUUAUUUGUUAAUACUUCACUUGAAAUAAACUUAAUAGGCGACAUCAAUAACCGCGAAUAUGAGUGAAUCCGCAGAAGUUAAUCCAAAGGCCUAUCCUUUGGCUGAGGCAGCGUUGACUACCAAGAUCUUGAAUUUAGUUCAGCAAGCGGCCAACUAUCAACAGCUGAAAAAGGGAGCAAACGAGGCGACCAAGACGUUGAAUCGCGGUCUGGCCGAAUUUAUUGUAAUGGCUGCAGAUGCGGAGCCUCUUGAAAUUCUUUUGCAUCUCCCCCUCCUUUGUGAGGACAAGAACGUCCCGUACGUUUUCGUGAGGUCAAAGCAAGCACUUGGCAGGGCUUGUGGUGUGUCCCGCCCCGUUAUUGCUGCCUCCGUGACGAUCAAUGAAGGCUCGCAGUUGAAGCCCCAAAUUACUACGAUUCAACAGGAGAUUGAAAAACUUCUCGUGUAACAUUAUAUUUAUUUUUGAAUUAUCUUUUGUAAUAUUCAGAAAUAACUUGCUUUUGAGUACAACAAUAAGACUUUCUUGAACUAUCUCAAA